This is a messenger RNA of Mus musculus (house mouse), 2128 nucleotides long. RefSeq names its product prolyl-tRNA synthetase domain containing 1 (gene Prorsd1). Bases 34 to 222 code for a protein of 62 amino acids. The record is from RefSeq and is marked validated. Lineage: Eukaryota; Metazoa; Chordata; Mammalia; Rodentia; Muridae. The transcript is spliced from 3 exons. Gene Ontology annotation, molecular function: aminoacyl-tRNA deacylase activity; catalytic activity, acting on a tRNA. Gene Ontology annotation, biological process: aminoacyl-tRNA metabolism involved in translational fidelity.
ACUUCCGGUAAGCCUGCCCACGUAGAGGGGAAAAUGGCAGGCUCGGAGCUGCGGGCUGAGUUAGAACAGAGGCUCGGCGCCCUCGCCAUUCGCACGGAGGUCGUGGAGCAUCCCGAGAUGACACGAAUUUAUUUCAGCACUCACACUGAGAGCUGUUUAAAACUACAGUUCCUCUUUUGGCCCGCUCCCGCUUGUGCCACAAACAAAAGUGUUUACAAUUGAAGAAAUGAUGCCUCAUAUUCAACAUCUGAAAGGAGCACAUAGUAAGAACUUAUUUCUUAAAGACAAAAAGAAGAAAAACUAUUGGUUAGUCACAGUUCUUCAUGAUAGACAAAUCAAUUUAAAUGAUCUUGGCAAGCAGUUAGGAGUUGGGAGUGGAAAUCUUCGGUUUGCUGAUGAAACAGCCAUGCUAGAAAAACUGAAAGUUGGUCAAGGCUGUGCCACACCUUUGUCACUCUUCUGCGAUGAUGGAGAUGUUAAAUUUGUCUUGGAUUCAGCUUUUCUGGAAGGUGGACAUGAGAAAGUGUACUUUCACCCAAUGACUAAUGCUGCAACAAUGGGGUUAAGUCCUGAAGACUUUCUCAUAUUUGUGAAGGCUACAGGACAUGAUCCCAUAAUUCUAAACUUUGAUUAAAAAAUGAUUGGGAGGGCUGGAGAGAUGGCUCAGCGGUUAAGAGCACUGACUGCACUUGCAGAGAUCCUGAGUUCAAUUCCCAGCAACCACAUGGUGGCUCACAACCAUCUGUAACGGAUCUGAUGCCCUCUUCUGGUGUGUCUGAAGAUAGCUACAGUAUACUCCUAUACAAUAAAUAAAUAAAUAAAUAAAUCUUAAAAAAAAAAAAAGAUUGGGAGCCAGGUGUGGUGGCAUAUGCUAUUUGCCUAGCACUUUAGGCAGAGCAGGCUGAUCUCUGAGUUCUAGGCCAGCUAACAUCUAAUAGUCAGCUGCUAUGUCAAACAAAAGUCAAUUUGGUUAAUAUUCAUAAUAAACUCAUUCUGACAGCUGUUUUUAUUUCUUGUGUCUUUAAUUUGGAGACUAUUAUUUACCUUAAAGAUAUUUAUGUGUAUGAGCAUUUUGUCUGCAUGUAAUGGUACAGUCAGGUACCAUUACAACUGGCUUAUUAAAUUCAAUGUAGAAAAACUAGAAGUAGAAAAUUGUUUCCACUAAAGUAUUAAAUUUAUAUCUUAAAACUCGGCUGCAAAAUAUAGCAUCAGAACUGGUUCAGAUGACAGAGAGGCAGUUCCCUUUGUCCUCUACCCUAACUUACUAUCCUAUUUUAUGAUAAAUUUAUUCAUCUUUGUUAUGGUGAGUCCUGGUUGGGAACUUGAUUUGAUCCAGAACAAAAUACUCCCCUGAGCAGAUCUGUGAGGACAUUUCUAGGCAGGACUAAAUGAGGAAGACUCCACAGUGGGCAGAAUUUUGACAGCAGCUUGGAUGAAGUUCCAGGAAAGAGCUGUGUUGCUUUUGUGCCUUCAUUGCUUCUUGCUGGUGAGUCCUACUGCUGCUACUACCAUCCUUUAUUGACACAUGCCCACACAGCCUGAAGACCAGAGGCUCUUCAAGAAUCCUCCAGGCACACUGAACCUACUAGGUUCUCAGAAUCUCCAACAUGUAAAAGAGACAUUGUUCCAAAUACCCUAGGUUAUAUUCCUUUAGAAAAUGUUAAUAUAAUUUCCUUUCAAUUAUGGCAGCUGAAGUAUUAAAUCUAGGAACAAUUUAGUCAACUCUUUAUUCAUUGAGGAUCUGACAUAGGCUAGAAUAUAGAAAUUGCUCUUGCCAUUAUCUCCAUUCCAGUUAACUAGGAUAUUUCUAAAAGAACUGUAUUUUCCUGUUCAAGCUUUGAGAAAUACUUUUCAUCUAGUAGAGAAACUAAUUUGUACCAACUUGUGUUACUGAAAGGCAAAAUGAAACUAAUGAUUGCCUUUGCCCCAGAGGUUCCAUGCUUGUUUUACCUGCUCUGCACUCAAUCUCUAACAUAAACAAGUAGUUCUAAGUUCUUAUGAACAUAAAACGAAGGACCUGAAUCAGAAUUUGUAGACCUUGGAUAUCAUGUUGAUAGUGAAAACAGGCUCCAGAAGAAUGAUAUGGUAAGAUGCCUCGAGUUACUAAGUAAAAAUAAAAGACUGAAUG